This is a messenger RNA of Dreissena polymorpha, 1195 nucleotides long. Its product is annotated as phospholipid scramblase 1-like. Gene Ontology annotation, biological process: plasma membrane phospholipid scrambling. Lineage: Eukaryota; Metazoa; Mollusca; Bivalvia; Myida; Dreissenidae. The coding region runs from base 211 to 1011 and encodes 266 amino acids. Gene Ontology annotation, cellular component: plasma membrane. The record is from RefSeq and is a predicted model, not a curated record. The transcript is spliced from 12 exons. Gene Ontology annotation, molecular function: phospholipid scramblase activity.
AAAUGCCUAUUGAAAUGAAUAAGUACUUAAACUGUUUAACUAUUCGGUUAACUCACAAGUACAUCUGGACUAUAUAUAAUACGCAACUAUCUCUGUCUCGCUUUGUCACUCAGACUAGGGCGUGGAUUUAAUAGUCGGGUGCAGGUUCCAGUUUCGCAGCUGCCUCAAUUAGGAUUUCUCUGCAGAGAUAAGUCGGCAAUUACAUCAAUAAUGACGCAAGUAAACCCGUACAACAACAUGGCGUUAACAAUGCAGCCUGGAGUCGUUGUUGUGGCGAACCAGGCUCCUAUUGUUUGGAUGCCUAAACCAACAGCGUCGUCCGGCUGCCCACCGGGCCUGGAAUAUCUGACCCAAGUCGAUUUCGUCCAGAUCAAUCAGGAGAUCGACUUAAUGGAAUUGAUGACAUGGCAGGAUAUGCCCAACAAGUACCAUCUGUUGAACUCCAUGGGGCAACAGAUCUACUUUGCUACUGAAGAGCCGGGACACCCCUUACGACCCUGCUGCAGUCAGCGAUCAUUUAUUAUGCAUAUCACAGACAAUGCGGGAAUGGAGGUUAUACGGCUUCAUCGCGAGCCUCGUUGCUGCACGGUUUGCAACUGUUGGUGUGCCAAUGGAGAUUGCUGCGGCGCGGUGUUAUCCAUAGAAGCGCCUGUUGGACAGACAGUGGGAUACGUGUCACAACGAUCCAGCUUUCUAUCUCCUCCAAAGUUUGUGGUACAGGACCAGGAGCGUGACGAUCUGAUGAACAUCGAUGGACCAUGCUGCGGCGGAAUGGGUGACAUAGGGUUUGAGCUAUUUUCUGCAAAAGAUGGACAAAACGCUGGCUCGAUCACUAAACAAUGGGCCGGCAUGGCUCAAGAAAGAAUGACUUCGGCAGAUAAUUUCGGAAUAAAAUUCCCUAUGCACUUGGACGUUAAGCAGAAGGCAGCUUUGAUCGGAGCCUGUUUGCUAUUAGAUGCCAUGUACUUCGAGUUUCCUGCUCAAGGCAACCAGAGACAACGUCGUCGCUAAUAAAACUUGGGAUAUGAAGAGUCUAGACAGGUCGUGACAAUUUAUGCAUGUAUCAUGUGGCAUAUAUUUCGUGUUAUUGUUUGCUGAUAUUUAUUUUACGGGAAGUGUUUUUAUUUAUCUCUUCAUUACUACUUAUUUUGUUGGCUGAAGCCAACGGUAUUUUGUAUUAAAUGACCUACAUAUU